GUUACAGAGAAGAGCGUCCAAAACCCUUCUCCUUUAACGUUCCCCUUUUCCUCUUCAUUCAUUUUUUCUCUCAAAGAUCAAUCCACUUCUCUCUCUCUCUCCCUCUUGAUCUCCACUUUUUCUCUGUCUAAACAAACGAAAACCGAUUUACUUUCUCAUCUAACAAACAAAAACCCAUAUUUUCUUUUUCUCUGCGAUUCUAUUGCGUCUUCAACGGUUUUUGCUUUUUCAAUGGAUUUGAUCACUAAGAGUUCAAAAUCAUUGACUCCGAUGAAAGAUCCACAUGGAUUUCAAUCCAAGACUCAAGAAAUCUCCAAAAUAUCUGAGAAUUCAAACCCUAAUGUUUCAUAUUCAAUCCCUGGUUCAAAACCCACAAGUUCUUCUCCACUGACAAAAUCAGCAAAAGCCCAAAAAUCUGCAUCCAAGAAUCCAAUUGCCGCUCAGAAUGUGGUUCUCUAUUCUCCUAGAAACAAGAUUAGGGAAAGGAAGUUUGUGGUGGCAAAAAAGAAGAAUUCGAAGAACGAAAAAUUAAAUUCGGAUUCAAAUCCGACUGUGGAUUGCAAGUGCAAAGCUAGAUUUGGAGGUAAUAUGCAGAAGUGUUUGUGUGUGGCUUAUGAGACAUUAAGAGCUUCACAAGAGGAGUUUUUUAAGAAUAGAGAUUGCAUUGAAGACAAAGACAAAAGCUUGGGUAAAGAAAAGGGUAUGGAUGAUCUUAAAAGAGCUGAAUGUGAUGUUGAAGAGGAGGAGGAGGAGGAGGAGAAGGAGAUAGAGAAGGGAUUUAUGGCUCAAAAGGAUGAGAGUGACUGUGUGUAUAACACUGAUAACCAAAGUUUGAGUGAGAGUGGGCAAUCAGGUCAAUUGGGUGUUUCUACAAUUAAAAGAAGGAGAGAUAGGUUUCUUGAAGCUGCAAGAAACAGCAUGCCUGAACCUGGUUCUGGUGCUGUGAUGCAUCUAGUUGAGGCUUUUGAGCGUCUAAAAACAUUACCUAAAGAAGCUGAUAAGAAAGAGGAGGAGGACAUUAAGGAGAGCAAAAAGAAAGCAAUGCAAUGGGCAUUGCCCGGGUUGCAGCCUCCUAAUGUGCCUGAACUCCAUCCUCCUGAGGUACUCGAAAGGCAGGAUUCACCUUCUUCGUUAUGCCCUUCGGAUUUGUUUCUGACUUCUGAGAAUCUUGGUCUGGAUUCAAGGCUUUCUGUCUCCUCAUCAUGGGAUAGCAGUCAAGGUAGUAUUUCCAGCAGGACUUCCAAUGGAGGUCGGAGAAGCAGAAGAAAUAGCGCGGAGUCAUGUGGAAAAAUGGGUGGGAGGAGGUGGAAGAAGAAGCAGAUGAAAAUCACAUGCCAAAAGCCAUUUAAGUUGAGGACUGAGCAAAGGGGAAGACUGAAGGAGGAAGAAUUCACGAAAAGGUUACAGGAAAUGAUGAAUGAAGAGGAGAAGCAGCGGAUACCUAUUGCACAAGGACUUCCUUGGACAACAGAUGAACCAGAGAAUCUAAUCAAACCUCCAGUAAAAGAGAGCACCAAGACUUUGGACCUUAAGCUCCAUAGUGAUGUUCGAGCAGUGGAGCGUGCUGAGUUUGACCAUAAGGUAGCGGAGAAGAUGAGCUUGUUUGAGCAAUACAAGAUGGAAAGAGAGAGGCAGCAAAAGUUGGCAGAAGAGGAAGAAAUACGCAGAUUGAGAAAGGAGCUAGUUCCAAAAGCACAGCUAAUGCCUUAUUUUGACAGGCCUUUCAUUCCCAGAAGGUCAACGAAGCUUCCAACAAUACCUAAAGAACCAAAAUUUCACAUACCCCAGCAUAAGAAGAUAAAGAGCUGUCUGUCGUGGAACGACAUGAGCACCUUCACUUACCAGGAGGAGUGAGGCAACAGAACCUAUCUCCAUUACAGACCUCUAAUCACUAAAUAAUGUUACUCGUCAAGUCAUGAUUCUUUUUUCCCUUUGCCCAUCAGUAUUCUUCUCAAUAUGUGUACAUGAUGCAACCAAUUUAGUUGCAGUUUUGAGAAAACUUCAGUCUGUUUUUUCUUUUGAUAGCAAAUAAUGAAUGUAUGUGUAUAAUCUAUGAUGUUCCAUGGUACCCAUUUACAUUUCCUACCUCGUUUAAUUACCCGACAUGGAUACAGCUGGCUUCUUCUCCCCUAUGUGUGUUCUGUUCUUGUUUAAGAACUGGGCCAGACUCAAAGCCUCACCUUGGCUGAGAACUUCAGUCUGUUUUUUCUUCUUUUUCUUUUGAAAGUACAGUGAAAUUAGUGAAAAACCAGCUGUGGGUGUAUGAAGUUUCCAUAAAAAAGUUAAAGCAUCUUUGAAGCACCUACUACUACUCUGUAGUAGUUUCUCCUGAUC
Messenger RNA from Ricinus communis (castor bean), 2334 nucleotides. RefSeq lists its product as uncharacterized. Gene Ontology annotation, molecular function: microtubule binding; protein kinase activator activity. The coding region runs from base 232 to 1854 and encodes 540 amino acids. Gene Ontology annotation, biological process: activation of protein kinase activity; mitotic spindle assembly; regulation of mitotic spindle organization. The record is from RefSeq and is a predicted model, not a curated record. Lineage: Eukaryota; Viridiplantae; Streptophyta; Magnoliopsida; Malpighiales; Euphorbiaceae. The transcript has 7 exons. Gene Ontology annotation, cellular component: nuclear microtubule; mitotic spindle.